This is a messenger RNA of Brenthis ino (lesser marbled fritillary), 1992 nucleotides long. The record is from the annotation of a GenBank genome assembly. NCBI's taxonomy places the organism in Eukaryota, Metazoa, Arthropoda, Insecta, Lepidoptera, Nymphalidae.
AUGUCUGAAGGCGCAGAUAUGACGGAAAUUUUAGAUAAAAACCUAGAAGAUUUAGAAAUUCAAGAAGUUUUAAAAAAUGGAACAGACUUACGUGAAUACGCCUUACAAAUCGAUAAAAAUAUAAAGGAAGCAGAGAAAUCUUCUGUAGCAGACUAUUUAAAAGAAAGCGAAAAUAUCGCUUCACUUCACAAUCAAAUAGAAGACUGUGACUCAAUCUUAGCCAGGAUGGAAAGCAUGUUAUUAGUUUUUCAGAAUGACCUGGGAAGUAUUAGUAACGAAAUUAUUAGUUUACAAAAACGCUCUGUCAAUAUGUCAGUCCAACUUUCGAAUAGGCAAGCUCUUAAAGGACCACUGUCAUCAUUUAUUGAAGAUAUGGCCAUAUCAGAAUCACUUAUAUUUGGUAUAAAUAAUGUGCCGGUUAUAGACAAAGAAUUCAUGAUUCAACUAGCAAUCUUAAAUCAAAAAUUAAAUUUUGUUAAAGAACAAGAUUUCAAAGAAACCAAAGCCUGUCAUGACGUUAAAGAUGUUUUAGAAAAAUUGAAAAUAAAGUCAGUGUCUAAAAUAAGGACAUAUGUACUUGAGCAAAUUUACAAAUUCCGUAAGCCAAUGGCUAACUACCAGAUACCACAAAAUGCUAUGUUAAAGUAUAAAUUUUUCUUUGAGUUUAUUUUAACAAAUGAAAGGAAUGUUGCUCAAGAAAUCUGCAAUGAAUACAUAGAUACUUUGAGUAAAGUUUAUUAUUCUUACUUUAAAUCCUAUGCAUCAAGAUUAGAUAAAUUAAAAUAUGAAGAAGUACCAACCAAGGAUGACUUGAUGGGAAUUGAGGAUGGUUCCAAGGGAGGUUUCUUUCAAAAGUCCAAUUUAAAAAAUAAAAGCACUAUAUUUACAAUAGGGAACCGUGGAGAUGUUCUUGCUCAACAACUAGAAGCACCAAUCAUUGUACCACAUGUACAGCAAAAAUCUAAGUAUUCUUAUGAAGCGUUGUUUCGAAGUCUACAAUAUGCUCUAGUGGACAACAGCUGCAGGGAAUAUCUAUUUACUACAGAAUUUUUCCAUGUCAAAGGAAGCCAUGCGCAAGAAUUAUUUGAUAGAAUUCUUGGGAAAACACUUUCAUUACUUGUGAAAAAUGUAGAAAACUAUGUCCUGGAAUGUUAUGACUGCCUUGCUCUGUUCCUGUGCAUACAGCUCAUAAAUAGGUAUCGCUGGAUGUGUCACAAAAGAGCAGUUGCAGCUUUGGAUAGCUAUUGGGAUUCUUUACUAGCAACCUUAUGGCCGAGACUAGAGUAUGUAUUGAAAUUGAACAUCCAAAGUGUAAGAGAUUGUGAUCCGGCCAAAUUGUCUAAUAAGGAAAUGGGACCUCACUAUAUUACAAGAAGAUAUGCAGAGUUUUCAGCAGCAAUACUCAGCCUCAGUGAACAGUUCCCAUCAGAGGAACUUAGCAAUCUGUUACUAGUACUACAAGACGAAGUCCAUUGCUUCCUACUCAAAAUGGCGGCUGAAUUCCCACAACGAAUACAACAAUUAAUAUUCUUAAUAAAUAAUUAUGAUAUGGUUCUAAGUAUUUUAAUGGAACGAACUCGAGAUAACACUAAGGAGGCUGAGAGUUUUAGAGAACAACUUCAAGCAAGAAGCUCAGAGUAUGUGGAAGAGAUAUUAAGUCCUCAUUUCGGUGGACUUAUGCAAUUUGUUAAGGAAGGUGAACAGUUGUUAGAAACUGAUAGAAAAAAUGAACUGACCAACCUUGAAAAGAAAUCAAUAUCCCUUGUAGCCUCCUUUACCAACAGUUGGAAACAAAGUCUGGAAGAAAUACAUAGAGAAGUCCUGGUGUCAUUCCCGAAUCUCGUGACAGGAUCUGGGUUAUUACAAAUGGCGCUUACUAACUUUGUACAGUAUUAUCAUAAAUUUGUUAAAUUAUUAACCCCCAACGCGCGCACUCAACUUGUUAAUAUUCAUGUCAUUAUGGUAGAAAUCAAGAAGUAUAAAACAAAUUAU